Molecule: messenger RNA, 4335 nt
Organism: Mycosarcoma maydis (corn smut)
Lineage: Eukaryota; Fungi; Basidiomycota; Ustilaginomycetes; Ustilaginales
Exons: 1
Coding region: 1-4335 (1444 amino acids)
Source: RefSeq, a predicted model, not a curated record
AUGUCCAUGGAGACGCCUGCCAAGAGGCAAUGCACUGACAAUACGUCUGCCAACUCAUCCAGCAGAUCAAUACGAAAGACUCUCUCGGUAGAGCAGCAACGGUCCAUUCGUCAUGCACAGUGCCUUGAAAAUGGCCUCGGUGCCAUCCAAAGGCUCGAGCGCUUGAGGUCUGGCAAAGCCGAUCUCGCCAAGAUUGCCUGGUCGCCUCAAAACGUUCUUGCAAUCGCCUCUGCCCACCGAUCAUCUUCGGCAUCACCGAAUGGACACGUCGUCGUGCAGUAUCCGCUCGCCUCAUCGUCCAAGCCACCUUUGAAAUCCAGCUAUUUGUAUCCGGACCAAGACGGCUUCUCAUCCAGCUCCACCGCUGCCUUCUCGCAUCAGCGCAGUACUGUAACAACAGCCACUACUGCUGCUGCUGCUUCCACCACUUCCUCGCAGUCUACACGCUUUGACGACCCGACCAACAUCUCAUUCAGUCCUUGCGGCUACUAUCUGUGCGCCUUCUUCCCAGUUCCGCAUGAUGCCGCAACUACAAACGCCAAGAAUAACGCCUUCGAUCCCACGCCUUCGAACGUAUCGCUCAUGACGAAUGGUCUUGCUACGCGAACGCUCCCAACCAGCAGUGCACCAACGAUUACGCAGCUAAGCGCUAACCUGCCGGCUCUAGAUCAGUCUCUUCCUGCCUCACACCACAUCGCCGCUACCGAUGUACCUCCCGCUCCGUCAGUCGGGCCACGAGCCAGACUUUGCAUCUGGUCACGCGCCGAGACGGGAGCCCUCAACGACUGGAAGCUAGUCCAAACGAUCAUUUGCGAACCCGCUUGCAGCCAAAGUCAUGCAAUUUCUUCCACCAAAACAGAAAAUGUGCUCAAAGUCAACGAAAAGGGCCAGUCUAUUCCCACUCAAGGGCUUCGUGCAUCGCCUUCCGACGCUGAUUCUGGCAAUGGCACUGGCACCCUGCUAGGCGGCGUCAAGCACGUCGUCUGGCUCAAUCGUCACCGUCGCAUCGUCCUCAACGAUCAGUCCACCUCCCCGAGUCACUACGGCGCCAGCUCCUUCAGCAGACUCGCAUCGCGUGGUCCUAGCUUUAUCCCCACUUCAACAGCAUAUACCGACAACUCUGGACCCGACCAGGACCUUGCACUCGUAGUAUUUGGACACCAUGGUCAGGUUACCUUGCUCUCGUCUUGCAAAGCUGACCGCUCAGCGGCAGUCAACCUAUCCACCAGCUCGCCAGUAGACGCCGCUUCUCCCACCAACGUUUGCCAAGCUUUCUUCAGCGUCAUGCUCCAGUCUUCGCUCUACACGCCGAGUGUGCGACCAUCACCCGUCACACUUGAUUCCGCCCAAGGUGUUGGCGAGAAGCCAGCCGAGAUCGUCGCUCCCUACCUCUCUCCCUUCUCCGCAACCCGAGCCGUAGACGACUACACCUCUGAUUACGCGCAAGAGCGCGAAUCGGGCAAUUUCCUCACCCACCUUGCUGUCGGUAUGCCCGCCAACGACUCUGUCCUUCUCGUUGCAUCCAAGCGCCGUUCGAGCAGCGCUGGGCUCAUCCAUAUCACCGAGAUCACAGUGGAUCUGCAUGCAGAGUCGAUCACAAUGAUCACGCGUCCUCUACCACCUGUGUCCCUGUCACCUGCCGAUUACGCUCCCAUGAGCCACUGCGCGGAGGAUGGUACAGCUUUUGGCGACAACUCAAUUUCACGCAUUGACCUCGACGACAUUUCCAUCUUGACAUGGGCAGAGAUCGACAGUCUAGGCUCGAAUCAAGACGAGGACGCUGGCAAAUCAGGCUGUUUGCGCCUUGUUGCAUGCACAUCACAUUUUGAAGCAUCCGGUUCCGACGAUUCGGCAGAUCAUGCCAGCACUGCAUCAAAGAUGCACAGCACCAUUGCCGUUUGGGACCUAAUUAAGGCCGAAAACGAGCUGAGCGACGCCUUUGGCUCGCUCGAGUGCAGAAAGACGGGGCAUCAUCCAAAGUGGCUUGAGUGGCAGCUACGCUUUACGCAUUUCAAAGUGUUGACGGAUCGGCUCGUCACCUCGAUAGUCGCUGAUGCUUCCGGCUUGGCCGUAGCUGAUCUUGCGCUUCUCACAGCAUUGACUCGAGUGGACGGAGGAUCUGGGCUGCUCUCCGAGCAAGUCGGCUUCUUUGAUCUCAAAACCGUCGAUUUGGUCCAAGGUGACUUGUCAGCAGUCCCAGCACAAGCGCUCGAGCGCUGCUCCAAUCCCGUCAUCUCGAGCAACGGCACUCUCUUCGCAACCCUCGCUAGCAUUCAUGGUGGCUCUUCGGACAAGGGUGUCGUCAUGACCAAGCUUCCACUGCUCCCAUGCAGGCCCAGUGCACAGCAUGGCAACCGCACCGCAGAGCAGGUCAAGACAGCUGAGGAGGAGAGUCAUCUACAAAUGUCGCAGUUGCUCGCUCUGUCAUGCUUGCGAAAGACAGAUGCAAGCGACAUUGGCCGAGCGUUUGCCGCAUCAGCUGACCGAGAGAAUGCAGGCAAGCUGCUUGUGCAAGUUGGAGAUCUGCUCAAAAUCACCGAGUCCAAGAGGCAGGAUGUGCUCGUCAAGAUCGAAGGCGCCACGCAAAAGGGACCUAGCCACGACUCGAAUUCGAUCCCGUUCCAUCAGGCGCUCCGUCUGCUGCGAAUUCGUAUGGUCAUGGACAACAGUUCGCUAAUCCCCAAGCCCGCUGCGCGCAUCGAGCGACUCGUGCUCGAACUUGGUCUCUGCUACCAAAUCUUGCGUCUUGCCCGUGUCAAAACCGAGUUCACUAUGGCCCCGUCACCGCCAGCACCAGAGGGCGGCAAGAAGAAGGGAGGUUCUGCUGUCAAAGCCGCUGCCGCUGCCGCAGCUGCUGCAGGCGAAACUCGCGACCGUGUCUACUAUCGUCUGGAGAGCGUCUGGCCUUUGCUGGCACAGCUCCAAUGGUUCUUGGCGCUUUUGGAUGGAAUUAGCAAGCUCGCAUUGGCCACCACGGCAGGGAACAACACUUCAAAAACAAGCUCGGAUGCAAAUGCUGUCCACGCCAAAACUUCAUCAACGACGCUGGAUGAGAACAGCUUGGAAGCCGACUUUGUGCGCAUGCUUAACAAACCCACGCUUCGUCGACUUGUGCUGCAGAUUGUAGCACAUUUCUGCGACUUUGAGCAGUGGAUCAAGAGCACCACCAAGAAGAGCAAUCUUCCGCCUGCCACGGGCGCGGUUCCUGGCGACGAAACGGGCGGAGGCUUCUCCGCUUCGCCUGAAGCCAGCACAGAGGCGCGCGUGCUGGCCGUCAGCGAACAGAUGGCGCUAGCUCGGGAUGCCCUGCACUCUGUGGUGGGCGAUGCAUCCAUUGAGCUUGCUGAGUUUGCACAAUUGCUCGUCAAGAUCGAGGCGGACUGGAACGUCGGUGGCACAGGCGGCGCUGCGUCGGGCGCAAACCAGAGCCGAGAGACAGAUCGCUUCUGGUGGGCCACGCUCGACGGCAGUAAAGUGGACCAGCUUGAUGGUGCGAGCGCUGUGAAAUUGGAGCAGGACCCAAACACUGGUCUGCAGGCAAAGUUACUCAGCUCGUUGGUGGAUCCGCAAUCAGGAGCUUUGGUCGACGUGCUGACGCUGUUUAUAUCGCCCUCGGAUAUUUCAGAUGAACACAACGUGCUGUACGACAAGGGUGCGCUGGAUGAUGGUGUUGGUGAUCAAGUGGGCACACGUUCGACGUUGAUAGACGCACUUUCUUCUCUAUCUGCCAAGCGUAGUGAUGUCGACGAGCGUCGCGAUGUCGUACGCAAAGUGUUGCUGCAGCACGCGGUAACGCAGGCUAGCCUCGUCAACGACGCAGCUACAUUACUGAAGACGCGUCCGACCACGGUCGUUGGCGCAUCGGCAGCGCAGCGCUCACAAUCGGCUUUGCCAUCCAGCGCGGCAGCCAACGAGCCUGCUCAAGCAGAGAGCAACCUGAUCCGUCUCUCCGCCAUGCGCGCCAAGCGAUGCGUCCGAUGCCACGCGCUCUCACAAGACCCUAUCAUCGCAACGUACUCUUUGGCUCCACCACCCACUUCGUCCACCAACCCAGCAGCUAUCAUGGUCGAUCCUAAUCUUGCUCCGCAAGUACAGAUGCAGUUACAAAUGCAAAUGCAAAUGCACAUGAUGCACAUGCAGCUUCAGAUGCAACACCAACAGCAACCAUCACAACCAGGCAUCGUAUUGCCACCCAUGCAGCCAAUCCCCACGUUCCUGCCGCUCAUUCAACCACCCCCAAAACUAGUCAGCAUCGAUAUGCCCGCACGCGCUUCCUCACUCAUGGAUCGGUUCAGAUUCACUUGUCUUUGCGGAGGCUCUUGGUGGGUCUUGUAG